Molecule: messenger RNA, 1265 nt
Organism: Drosophila bipectinata
Lineage: Eukaryota; Metazoa; Arthropoda; Insecta; Diptera; Drosophilidae
Product: mitochondrial dicarboxylate carrier
Biological process (GO): malate transmembrane transport; thiosulfate transport; succinate transmembrane transport
Molecular function (GO): thiosulfate transmembrane transporter activity; malate transmembrane transporter activity; sulfate transmembrane transporter activity
Source: RefSeq, a predicted model, not a curated record
AUGGCUUUGAGUUUAUUGUAGUCAUGAUUUACACCUUAUAAAAAAAAAAAAUAGGCAAAAUUCCAAAUGGAGAGGAACCGACGUUCAGACUAUAGAUCGACUAUAAGAAAGACUAGGCGCAAUUUCAAAUGGGGAAGAUUCGAUGUUCCAAAAUCAUAAGGACUGUCGGUUUUAGCUGAUUAUUACGUUGAAGCCCGGCACACAGGACACAUCCGGAAAAGUUCUUGCGAUAUUGGGUUAAAGUAUUGAUGGAUAUUGGUGGUUCAAACUGGCGCUUUACGAUGAUGGCGCAAAAAAAGACGCUCGCAUGUACAACCCCCCCUGGUGGGGCGGUGGGGUAGCUGGUGCCUGUUGUCAACUUUUAACGGCUCCCUUUGAUCUCCUUGAGACGCGUUUGGUGGUCGACAAAGAAAAACGUGGAUUGAUUAAAAAUAUGCAAUGGGCCAUCAGAAAACAUGGUUUCUUUUCCCUGUAUGAUGGAGUGAGUGCCCAGAUAUUGCGGCAGCUCACCUAUACGACGAUGCGGUUCCACCUGUACCAGUUGGGAAAGCAAAGGUUCGAUGAUUCCAGAUACUUCCAAAAGUGCAUAUUGGCCACAUUUUCGGGAAGCAUAGCCAGUUCUAUAGGUAUACCUAUAGAGUUGGUGAAUACCAGAAUGCACAUAGACAGGACCUUGCCAAAGGAUGAGAGAUGGAACUACCGCCACGCCUUUCAUGGUCUUUAUCGUGUGUGCAGGGACGAAGGAUUCCUGGCCCUCUACAAGGGCGGCCUCUUCUCAAUUAUACGUUCUUCCUUGAGCACCAUUGGCCAGAUUGCGUCCUAUGAUCAGGCCAAGGAGUUCUACAUGCGAUCCUUUGAUUUCAAACACGACCAAAAGUUGCUGCACGUAAUCAGCUCUGUGACUGCUGCUAUUAUAUAUGGACCACUUAUCCAGCCCAUCGAAAACAUUCGAACCCUCCAAAUGACCCACCCCGGCGGAAUGUCGGACUACGUCCGGCACCUACUGGACUUCGGGACGCGAGGACUUUUCCGGGGAUUGGUGCCUUGUUUGCUGCGAUCAGUUCCAAAUACGAUCAUAAUGUUUUUACUCUUCGAAGAGUUUCGUGUACGUUUUGGAAAUAGGAAAUAGAUAUCUAGUAAGAAAAUAGGCUAGUUCACAGUGAAUCGAAAAACACAGCAAGUGGCCCAUAUACGAUGUUAGUGUAGCUAAAUUUUAUGACGUUCAAGGAUAAAAAAUAAAAUAUAUCAAGUUUCUACAAUAGUAA